AAAUUGGCUCUGUCAGUUAUUUAGCUUGUGUUUACUCUAAUUACUAGAUAUCAGAAGUCUUCUCAUUCAUAAAGGUGAUAAGAGGUGGACUGAAAUUUUACCUCUCUGGCAGUACUUUGAGUUAUAGCCUAACUAACACGUUCUGUUUGAGUCCAACACCUGCUAAGCUACUUCCCCCCUGGGAGUAAAGGAAAUGAUUUACUAGAAUUCAUACCACAAGUUCUGUAAAAUUUGAAAGGAGACACUUGAAGUUAGCCAAGCAAAAAACCUAUUAAAACUGGGAUUUGCAGGCCUCACCGAUUCUCUUUUUCUAAGUUCCUCAAUCUGCGUCAAUUUGAAACAGACAGGUUGUAACUCAGAAAAUGGCUGCAUCGCGAAAUAUACGAAACACCUAUUGUUCCGGUGCUCCUUACAUCUUCGAGUCCUCACUGUUAGAAUUUUCUAGCUCUCCCAAUCUCCAUGGUAACCGUAGAUUCGAUUUCCAGAUUUAGCUUUCUCGGUGGAGACUCUAUUAUCUCAAGAAGUUUAAGUUAUGGCGUUUUCUUCUCGAUCAAAAACAACUUUUGGGCUUCCACCAAGAAAGGAGUCUCCAUCAGAACUCACUUUUGACUUGAACAGCUUCGUUCGUCAAGCUCCUCACGAUGAAAAAGACAAACCACUGAACACGGCUCAACAAAGAUUAUGGCUUGACAUCACUCAACUGGAUACAACACAGUUGGAGAAAAUUGACGAUAAAUACAACAGCAACAUGUGGAAGAAUUUCAAAUUUGUUCGCCCAAAAGACAGUGCUGAUCGUGAAAGAGGACGAAAUUCACUGCAGUACCCAGAUGGUAUAUAUAUGAUUGCAGAUAUUUAUCCCUUGUCUGUCCCUAAACCAUCGCGAAUCGGUGACCAUACUUACCAGAAAUUCUUGCAAGAGGUGAAAUUACCGCCCACGACACAGAAAAUAGUAGGAUGGCAGAAAAAGGGAAAGCAAGAAAUACAGUCAAGGACGUUACAAGUACAAAGCGAAUGUCGUGCACCGCCAUUAGACUGGGAGGGAAAUAUUUUACCCCCAGCAAAAUACAAAAGAUAUCCACGAAUGGAAACUUUACUGUCGCCGGAUCAAUUCGUUGCGUUUUAUCCGUCCUACAGUUCACCAUUUCCGAGGAAAAUACCCUCGAUGCCAUCGAGUUCGCUUUACUCUCUGUCUAGACAAGGAACUCCAUGGCAUUAUGGAUUACGGGUUAGAAGGCCUCAAUACGAUGGAGGCGUUGGAUAGUGGAUAGCUUACGAACGAAUAAACGGCUCAUGCAUAUGCGCCAAGAUUCCAUACAGGUGUUGAUUGACAGCAGAAGGCAGAACAAAGUUAAAGAGGAUUUGAUUACGGCGAUGGUAGUUACAGUGAAGACAAGGAAUAACGUCAAACAUCGAUUGACAGAUACCUCUCCCUCUCUGGAAAACACUUCCUUUAUUAGCAGACAAUAAGGGGGUUUGCCAUAGAUCCACAACUGGCAGGCCAGAUUACUCCAUUCAGAGAGACAAUUCCAUCACUAAUCAGAGCAGAUCAGUCAAUUUCUAACUAACAUCCACAAUUAAAAAUGAUUUAUUAUUUAUUAUAUUAUUGAAAACAAUUUAGUGGCCAGUGUUAAUUUUAAAAUCAUUCAAUUUGGAUCAAUGGUGUGUACACUUGAGCGAUGUCCCUCAUAGAGUAUGAUGAACCACAUCUUGUAACUCUUUCUCCAAUCAGGAUAGCCUAAGUGUAGCCAUACCCUCCUCCCUUAGGAGAAAUGAAAGAGAGGGUUCCUUCCCUUCUGCUUCUCCUUGGGGGAAGGGGAGGAGGAAAUGGUAAAGCUACAGGUAAGCUUCAAUAAGGAUGGCUGUAUAAAGGAUUUUGACAACCCAAAGUUCAAGCUGUUAACAGCCCACAGAUGAACAAGAUAAACUAACAGCAUUGGUAAACUGUGAAGAAAAUGCUUCUGUGAGCAGUAGCAAGACGAUUAUCUUGUGAGGAUCACUAAAGCCAUAGUCCUUAAUAGUUUGGGUAAUGUUGUUCUCCUUGCCUGAAAGGAACUGAGGAACAGUUGCCACAGUUUAGUUCUUUACACUAACAUUUUUGUGCAUCUCAGAAUGAUCCUGAUUUUUUCAUUGGGAGAAGGGAAUAAAAAUCUUCACAGAUUAGUUUCAUGCAAAAUAGUCAUCACAUUAUCACAGAGUACAACUCUAGUUUAUUUAAGGAUUCUGAGUGGUGACUAAAAAAUGUCUGCACAGAAUAUAGGAGAGAAAAUGGUUGUCCUCAAUUCUGCAAUCCAUCUCAAUAUUACAAAGAAUUAAGUUAUUUACAUUGUUGGCCUCCAAGCUUAGUAUUUGUCAAAAUCACUUUUAGGUUCAUCAUAGCUGAACAUACAAACACAUAACAUCAGUGAAAAAAAAGAUUGGCAAAAUCUGUAUUUAUAGCUUACUUUUUUUCAAUUCAGUAUUUAUCAUCUGGGAAUAAAUCUAACAUUUUACUACAA
Pocillopora damicornis (cauliflower coral) is the source of this 2495-nucleotide messenger RNA. RefSeq names its product testis-expressed protein 52. Lineage: Eukaryota; Metazoa; Cnidaria; Anthozoa; Scleractinia; Pocilloporidae. The record is from RefSeq and is a predicted model, not a curated record.